CCCCUGAGUGGCAGCUGGGUGGGCGCGCGCCGUGGGAAGGUGCUAUCGUUGCAGUAUGGCGGACGAUGGGGACGGUAGGAGUGCAGCGGCGGACACUAGCGGCGGGCAGGGCACGACGGAGGAGUUGGAUCCGGGGGCCGGUCUCGGCAUAAGCGGCAUGUUGCUCGAUCUCGGCGUUCUGGUGCUCUUGUUGGCCGCGUGUUACGUGGUUUACGCGCGGUGGUGGCGGAGGGCGGGCGCGAACGCGGGCCGGGGCAAUGAGGCCUCGCCGCUUCCCAAGAUGAGGAGACGCGACUUCACCCUGCAGCAGCUGAGCGAGUACGACGGCGUGCAGAACCCGCGCAUCCUCAUGGCAGUCAAUACCAAGGUCUUCGACGUGACCAGCGGCAAAAAGUUUUACGGACGCGAGGGCCCCUACGGGAUCUUUGCGGGACGUGAUGCUUCUCGGGGUUUGGCAACAUUCUGCCUGGAGAAGGAUGCAUUACGAGACGAGUACGAUGAUCUUUCAGACCUGAAUGCUGUACAGAUGGAAAGCGUUCGAGAAUGGGAGAUGCAGUUCAUGGAGAAAUAUGACUACGUUGGCCGUUUGUUGAAGCCAGGAGAUGAGCCGUCUGAGUACACAGAUGAAGAGGACAUGAAGGAUCAUCAAAAACACGAAUGAUCUGCUAAAACAUCCACAGCAGCUGAAGCCCAGGACUGAGAAGGCCACCAUCCAGAAUAGUUAAACUCCUCAGAAUCUGCCCUUUACCUCGAUAAUACCUUGUUCCCACUACUGCUCCACCACAGAGAGAAAUGCAUCAGUCUGAAAGCCCCCUGCUGUUCUGACUGUCCUUUUACCAAAACAGACCAAUAGCCUGUCAGAGUUUCCUGUACUCGUCUUGUCUGUUCUUGAUACCUGCUCCUUGACCCUCAAUCUUCCUGUCCCACCUAAACACUCAAUUUAAACCAUCAAACACUAUACUGUAAACCACCAAUCCUGCACCCUAAAUCAUCAGUCAUACAGUUCUGUCAUUUACCCUACAGUCCAGUGGAAAGUGGAGCGCACCUGAGGCUUUUAUAGCAUCCUGCACAUUUGGGCGUUCAGACUUGGACUGGCAAUGUGAAGAGAUGUAUAAAAAGGAGGAAACGCUGAAUACACAUACAUUUUUAUUCACUUUUCUUUGGGGACUUCACCAUUCAUGACCUCAAAAGUCAUGUACAUAGAGCGGGGCAGAUGCCUGGAGUCCAGUACACAACAGGUUAAAAAUCACAACUUCUUUAAUUCUUUUUGUUUCCAUUUAAGUUUUUUUUGUUGUUGUUGUAAUUAUUGUACCACAACCCACAUCUCAAACAUUUCUCAAGCAUUUAAAUCUCAUGCUUAUUCGUCAACUGUAAGAACGUUGUCGUUUUAAAUCAGAGUAAAUGUCGAGUGGAUAUGGUAACCAAUCCAAAAGCCAGAUUGUCUGCCAUCAGCCAAUCAAUCCAAAAGUUGGGAGGGUCUGGGGUGGGUGGGUGCUCUCAGCAGUUUUUGUAUUGUGUGCAACACUAGUGUGUAGCGAUUUUUGUCACAAUGUGAUUGUAAAACAUUCAGGAUGGGAAAUGUUUGUGGGGGGAGGGUAACCAUUAGCAUUCUUGCCAUAGAACUGUUGUUUUAUUUGAACUCUUACUGUGUAAAUCUGAACGGCUGGUUGGGAUGCAAAGGGAAGAUCAGUAUGGUAGUUUAAUUGGAUCAACUUGUCUGUUUAUUGGUCAACAGAACUCUCCCUUUCCCUGUUAAUGAAACGGAGUAGUUAUCGUGCCUUAUUUCCAUUUAAUUUACUACAGAAUAGUCAAGAGAUGUAGAAGGAUACAUGUAUGAGAAAACGCGAGAUAAAACAUGUUCUGCUCUGCCCUUUCCAAAAUACAUACUAUUAGGAGGUUUUCGAAAGCUAAGGCAUCUUCCCCUCCAUUUCCUCAAAGUUGUACGACGAAGCGUGCUCACGUCUGUGAGCGAAUCUGACACGAGAGGUUUGACCGCCGUUAUCGUGACCUUGUACAUAGACUUUAUGAGCUAUUUCAGUGUUACUGCCAUAUCCGCGCUGUUAUUAAACUCCACGCACUGCUGUGUUGUACUGGCCAAAAGAUCCAUUGCUCUUUCUCUGUUUCCAUCUCUUUUUCCCCUCUUUUAUUGUUUUGUUUUUUUUUCUGCUGAAUUUAUUUUUAAUUGUGGGUAAUUUUCAAAUCCACCUGUUAAGUGUUGUAUUUAGUUUUUCUUCUGGAGAGGGGAACUAUGAGUUUGGAAGAAUACUUUGUCUUUGCCGAGGGGAGGGGAAUGUGGUGCAAUUCAAAAAUUGUGGAUUCUGUAAAUAUGUGUAUCAUUUUAUUAAAGCAUGUGCAGCAAA
Molecule: messenger RNA, 2360 nt
Organism: Carassius carassius (crucian carp)
Lineage: Eukaryota; Metazoa; Chordata; Actinopteri; Cypriniformes; Cyprinidae
Product: membrane-associated progesterone receptor component 2-like
Exons: 3
Coding region: 56-661 (201 amino acids)
Cellular component (GO): membrane; endomembrane system
Source: RefSeq, a predicted model, not a curated record